CAUAAUUGUCAUAUGUCAUGUCAAAAGUUGUUAUUUAAAUGUCAAAGAUGAAGAUGGCUGAUAGCUCUACGAUUUUGCGAAGAAAUAGACCUGGAACAAAAGCCAAGGAUUUUUGUCGAUGGCCAGAUGAACCUUUUGAAGAAAUGGAUAGCACGUUAGCGGUGCAGCAAUAUAUUCAGCAAUUAAUUAGAAAAGAUCCAACCAAUAUUGAUUUAAUUCUAAAAAUGCCUGAAACUCAAGACGAAGGUGUUUGGAAAUAUGAACAUCUAAGGCAAUUUUGCAUGGAACUAAACGGUUUAGCUGUCCGGUUACAAGGUGAAUGUCAUCCUGAAACUUGCACACAGAUGACAGCAACUGAACAGUGGAUAUUUCUUUGUGCCGCCCAUAAAACUCCUAAAGAAUGCCCCGCCAUAGAUUACACUAGACAUACAUUAGAUGGGGCGGCGUGUUUGUUAAAUAGUAAUAAAUAUUUCCCUAGCAGGGUUAGUAUAAAAGAAUCUUCGGUAGCCAAGCUAGGAUCCGUUUGCAGAAGGGUUUAUAGAAUUUUUUCACAUGCUUAUUUUCAUCACAGGCUUAUAUUUGACGAAUUUGAGAAUGAGACAUGUCUCUGUAAAAGAUUUACUCAGUUUGUUACCAAGUAUAACUUAAUGUCUAAAGACAAUUUGAUUGUGCCCAUUUUAGAGGACGAGAAUACGCCAGGAGAAUCUGAAGCAUAAGCAGCCAUUUUUAUGUUGUUGGUUGUAUAGUAACCUUUGCUAAUUUUAUGUAUAAUGGGUAGUACUAAAUGUGAUGAGGAGAUAAAUAAUUAAUAAAAAUAGUUAGCAGGUACCUAGUGCGUUGCAGUGUAGAUAUUUUAAGUCAAAAACAUCUGUUAUGAAUAAUUUAGUAGGUACUAUUCGGUACUAUUUUAAUUUAUAAAACAAGACAAGUUCUUUUAUACCCUCAAAAAACAAUUUAAGUAAGGUAUUUUUAGUUUAAGCUCUCUCAUAAUUAUUCAUUUAGAGUCAUUUGAUAAAUUUUAAUAGAUUUAUUGUGUUAAAGUAUUAUAGAAACUAAAAUAUACUGUGUAUUAUAUUGUAUGUGCAUAUUAGCAAUCUCAAGAAC
This is a messenger RNA of Sitophilus oryzae (rice weevil), 1104 nucleotides long. It is a transcript of the gene Mob4, whose product is annotated as MOB kinase activator-like 4. Gene Ontology annotation, cellular component: cytoplasm. The record is from RefSeq and is a predicted model, not a curated record. The coding region runs from base 39 to 716 and encodes 225 amino acids. The transcript is spliced from 4 exons. Lineage: Eukaryota; Metazoa; Arthropoda; Insecta; Coleoptera; Curculionidae.